Messenger RNA from Zingiber officinale, 1327 nucleotides. RefSeq names its product exopolygalacturonase-like. The record is from RefSeq and is a predicted model, not a curated record. Gene Ontology annotation, molecular function: polygalacturonase activity. Bases 67 to 1260 code for a protein of 397 amino acids. Gene Ontology annotation, biological process: carbohydrate metabolic process. The transcript has 6 exons. Lineage: Eukaryota; Viridiplantae; Streptophyta; Magnoliopsida; Zingiberales; Zingiberaceae.
ACGCAAAAAAAUAUAUAAAAAAUAAAAAAGUGAAAAAAAAAAGAAUUAAAGAAGAAAUCAUUGGAGAUGGCAAUGAAGAUGAAGCUGGUCAUCUUCCUCUGCUUCCUGUGCCGCGGCGUUGCACCGGCGAGCGCGAGCGGAACGUACAAUGUCAUGGAUUUCGGCGCCAAGGCCGACGGCACCACCGAUGACAGCCAGGCAUUUUUGGCCGCAUGGAAGGAAGCCUGCAACUCCUCUGGACAGGCCAAGGUCUUGGUACCUGUCGGGACAUACUUCCUCAACCCUGUCGAAUUCAGAGGCCCUUGCCCAGGCGUCCAGGACUUGACAUUCCAGUUCCAGGGAACAGUGAAGGCGUCGACAGACUUGAACAAAUACAAACAGACCCAUGGUUGGGUGGCGUUUUCGCAUGUCGAUCGCUUGACCUUGACCGGCGGAGGGACCUUCGAUGGCCAAGGAGCAGUCUCUUGGCCACUCAACAACUGCCCCAAGCAAAAGGACUGCACUCCUCUGCCAACGUCACUCAGCUUUGUGACCACAAACAACACUUUCGUCAAGGAUAUAACGUCCAUGAAUAGCAAGUUCUUCCAUGUAGCUUUGAUGAAUUGCAAUAACUUUAAAGGCAGUGGGAUCACCAUCAAGGCCCCUGCCAAUAGCCCCAACACCGAUGGCAUUCACCUCGAAGGCAAUUCCGGUGUGACCAUUUCGAGCUCGAACAUCGGCACCGGCGACGACUGUGUCUCCAUUGGACAAGGCAACUCUUUUGUCACAGUUAGCGGGAUCAAUUGUGGUCCUGGCCAUGGCAUCAGUGUUGGGAGCUUAGGAAGGUAUAACACCGAGAAGGAUGUCGGAAAUAUCCUUGUGAGAGAUAGCACCUUCAUUGGAACAUUAAUGGGAGUUCGUAUCAAGACUUGGGCUAACUCGCCUAUUCAAACUACAGCUCAAAACAUUACCUUUGCAAAUCUCAUCAUGAAGAAUGUUGGAAAUCCCAUCAUCGUCGACCAAACUUACUGCCCCUAUUCAAAUUGCGACAACUCGGUGUCUUCUCGUGUGCAACUAAAAGACAUCACGUUCAAGGACAUUCGGGGAACAGCGCAAUAUAAGGAGGCAAUAACACUAAAAUGCAGCAAAGGGUUUCCGUGCCAAGGGCUUAAACUUGAGAAUGUUAACCUCCAAAGUUCUGGCACACAGAGUGCAGGGUCUGUUUGUCUUAAUGCUCGAGCAGUCUAUUCUGGCCAAGUCAAUCCUACUCCUUGCAAUUGAUGACAAAUAAGGAGAAGAAGCUCAUAUAGUUUGAAUGAUUAGGUGCAUUUUUAGUUGCAGCCAUGCU